Anopheles coustani is the source of this 810-nucleotide messenger RNA. RefSeq names its product trypsin-1-like. Gene Ontology annotation, molecular function: serine-type endopeptidase activity. NCBI's taxonomy places the organism in Eukaryota, Metazoa, Arthropoda, Insecta, Diptera, Culicidae. The record is from RefSeq and is a predicted model, not a curated record. The transcript is spliced from 2 exons. Gene Ontology annotation, biological process: proteolysis. Bases 1 to 810 code for a protein of 269 amino acids.
AUGAAGUCGGUAGUCGUUCUGCUUUGCCUGGUGGCGCUUGCAGCCGCUGCACCCCGCUCGGUACAGAGCAAAUAUGGUUUCCCCAGCGGCCGUGUCGUUGGAGGAGUCGAUGCUCUCCCCGGUGAGUUCCCCACGAUCGUGUCGAUCCAGCGUGUGAUCUUGGUCGUGUCUGCCCACGUGUGCGGCGGUAGCGUUCUGAGCAACUUCUGGGUGCUGACGGCUGCUCAUUGCAUCACCGAAAGCCCGGCAACGGCCAACUUCCAGAUCUGGGCCGGUUCGCACGAUCUGUCCCAAACCGAGGAGACUCGCCAGGUCGUGAGCGUAGCUAGCAGCAUUGUCCAUCCGGAAUACCUGGGUGGCGUCAACCCGAGCGACGUUGCCGUCAUGCGUCUGGCCACCCCGCUGACUUUCACGCCCCGCGUUCAGCCGACCGUUCUUCCGGCGGCUGGAAGCAUCCCAACUGGCGCAUCGACUCUGGCCGGCUGGGGCUCGACCGGUGGCACCAUCCCGACCACGAGCAACAUCCUGCAGAAGGUCACGAAGCCACUCAUUACCUUCGCCGAAUGUAACGCUGCUGCCGGUGUUGGCUCGCCGCUCGGUCCGACCAACCUCUGCACGGGUCCGCUGACUGGUGGAGUGUCCGCUUGCUCGGGUGACUCCGGUGGCCCGCUGUUCUCCAUCCAGGGCGGCCAGCAGGUGCAGAUCGGUAUCGUUUCCUGGGGAUGGGUUCCGUGCGGAACCGUCGGCUUCCCGUCGGUCUACGUCGGUGUUUCGCACUACCUCGACUGGAUCCAGGCCAACACCCCCUAA